This is a messenger RNA of Botrytis cinerea B05.10, 2010 nucleotides long. RefSeq lists its product as hypothetical. NCBI's taxonomy places the organism in Eukaryota, Fungi, Ascomycota, Leotiomycetes, Helotiales, Sclerotiniaceae. The record is from RefSeq and is a predicted model, not a curated record. Bases 197 to 1753 code for a protein of 518 amino acids. The transcript is spliced from 4 exons. Gene Ontology annotation, molecular function: FAD binding.
GGUAGUAUCAGGGGUGAUCUCUGCACUGAGUUGUUGUGGAGAAUCCUUGCAAAGGGAUAGAAAAAAGCAUGUAAGGGCGCCAUUUUUGUCAGCGAGCGUGAAGUCUCAUCAGGUUAAAUACCGAGAUUUUAAGUAUAAAAACCCCGAUGUUCCCGGGGGGGAGGUGUUUGAUGCUUCAAGCUUGUCUUUCCUCAGAAUGUUACCUAUUACUUUGGUAUUUCCGCUAUUAUGCUCUAUCUCUAUUGCUGCAAAUGUAGAUGAUGCAAAUGCUACUAUCAAUUCAGCUGUCGCUAGCGUCACCAAAUCUCCAACUACAAAUGUGAACAUUUGCUGCAAAGCUCUCCAAUUUGCAUUGGGUUCGAAAGUCUCGUACCCAAGCUCGUCAGCUUAUAGUACAUUUUUGACGAAGUUCUAUUCUCAGCAAGAAUCUCAACUUUCCCCAGGAUGUAUUGUAUCACCAACAUCCACAACAGACGUCUCAAUUUCAGUUGGAAUUUUGUCUGCUCUGGGUAAAUUAACAAAUUGGAGUCCUUCAUGUCAAUUCGCUAUCAAAUCAGGAGGCCAUGCACCAGGAGUAAAUCAGGCCAACAUUAAUCAAGGGGUAACGAUAAAUUUGAGUCCUCUUAAUUCCAUAAGUGUUAGUAACUACCAGUCUGUGGUAUCAGUUGGUCCAGCAGCAAGAUGGGGAGAAGUCUAUCUCAAGUUAGAUGCUUUACAACUUACUGUUCCGGGUGGGCGAGUUAAUUCGGUUGGUGUCGGAGGAUUAACAGCUGGAGGUGGAAUAUCCUAUUUCUCUCCCAGGAAAGGAUUCACAUGUGACAAUGUCAAGAAUUUCGAAAUAGUCCUUGCAAGCGGUAAAGUUGUCAAUGCGAAUGCAAAUCAGAAUUCAGAUUUGUAUUUAGCUUUGAAAGGCGGCUCCAACAAUCUUGGUGUAGUUACGCGAAUCGACUUCUAUACUCUCCAACAAGGCAAGUUGUGGGGCGGUAAUAUUCUGUACCCAGCAACGACCGCAGACCAACAAAUCAACGCUUUGGCAGAUUUUAGCAGCAACCCAGCUUAUGAUGAGUAUGCUUCUCUGAUCACGAGCUUUGCUUUUCAGCCUAGUGUUGGCUCCGUAGUGGUUAACAACAUCGUAUAUACUAAGCCUGUCGCGAACCCGGUAGUAUACCAACCCUUCACGGCAAUUCAACCUCAAUACUCGAACACUCUGAGAAUCACAAACUUGACCGACAUUGGAAGUGAAACUGGAGGCACUUUUAGUCAACUACGAACAUUAUUCAUAACAACAACAUUCAAAGCUAAUAAGCAAAUGAUAAAUGCAACUUACAACGCCUGGAACACCGCUCUUCCCUCUAUUCAGUCUCUUUCUAAUAUUACCUGGUCGCUAUCAUUCGAACCAAUCCCAGUUAACGUCCCCGCCAAAUCAGCUUCUACCGGGGGAAACGUCCUCAGUGUAACUCCCGCUGACGGUCCACUAAUUGUUGCUCUUCUUACCGCCACAUGGGGGAACAUUGCCGAUGAUACUAUUGCUAGUAAUACUGCAAAAACUAUGUUCGACACGAUUGACGCUUAUGCGAAAACUUCUGGAUCUUAUAACGACUGGCAGUAUCUUAAUUAUGCAGCGAAUUGGCAAGAUCCCAUUGAUGGAUAUGGAGCGGUGAAUAAGGCAAAGUUGCAGGCGGCGAGUAAGAAGUAUGAUCCGCUAGGUGUUUUUCAGAAGGGCGUUACGGGAGGAUUUAAACUUUUUGUUUGAUUCUUGAGUGGGAGAUUCUAGCCUGAUUUCUGGAUAUGUGAGCUCUGGAAAGUUGUUUUUGGAUUCAAUCCCCGUGUUGAACGCUCCCCUCCAAUCAAAUUCAAACUCUCUCCAGUGGAACAAAAACUUGAUUAUAUCAGGUUAAAUAAUAAUACACGUACAGAAAGUAUGGCAAUGCGUGGUGGUGCCUAUUAUUCCGUGAUACAAGCACGAAAUAUGUAUAUUUAUAAAUAAUUUAAAUAAAUGGUCGCUUAUUA